Molecule: messenger RNA, 3075 nt
Organism: Talpa occidentalis (Iberian mole)
Lineage: Eukaryota; Metazoa; Chordata; Mammalia; Eulipotyphla; Talpidae
Gene: IER3IP1
Product: immediate early response 3 interacting protein 1
Exons: 3
Coding region: 61-309 (82 amino acids)
Biological process (GO): endoplasmic reticulum to Golgi vesicle-mediated transport
Cellular component (GO): Golgi membrane; COPII-coated ER to Golgi transport vesicle; endoplasmic reticulum membrane
Source: RefSeq, a predicted model, not a curated record
GGCGCCACGUCCCCUGCGGCGGCCGGAGCGCGACCCGCUGGGCUUGGGCGCUCGGUAACUAUGGCCUUUACCCUGUACUCGCUGCUGCAGGCGGCCCUGCUGUGCGUCAACGCCAUCGCGGUGCUCCACGAAGAACGCUUCCUCAAGAACAUUGGCUGGGGAACAGACCAGGGAAUUGGUGGAUUCGGAGAGGAGCCAGGAAUUAAGUCUCAGCUAAUGAACCUGAUUCGAUCUGUAAGAACUGUGAUGAGAGUGCCAUUGAUAAUAGUAAACUCAGUUGUAAUUGUAUUACUUUUAUUGUUUGGGUGAAGAUCAGUAGGGGAAAUGGAGACUCAGAGGAAGAGAUGCCACCAGAAGUGAUUACUUCCAUCAUCAUUGGAAUAUAUACAUCUUAACUGGUCAUCCUUGCACUUGAAAAAAAUGUAAAACUGACAAUAAAACAAGAGUCCCUAUUUAUCUGAUUUUUUAAAUGUUGCAAUUAAAAUAUCAUUACAGAAAGAUCAGAUCAUCAGAGGUAGUAGCUAUCCAGGAUUGGAAUACAUUUGAUUGCUGACUAUUAAUAAAAGUUCAUGCUAUGGGGAACAUUAUUAAAGGGCAUAGGACUGUCACUUCUCUGUUUUUUAGAGAUUUUCUCUCAGUUCUCAGGGAUAAAUUUUUUUUCAAAGUUUUGAAGUUUCUUGUGACUAUAAUGGAAAGAGUGAUUAUCCUUCUAGAUAAAAUUUAAAGGAUUUUUAAAAAGUAUUUACAACACAUAAAAUGAUAAAUACAUAAUUUGGAUAAUUUUAUUUUGAAUUCCUUGGUUAAAUGUUUUGUUGAUAUGUUGUCUUAGCUAUGAAAAAUUCAAAUUUCUAGUAAAGAUAGUAAAUAACUAUACUCUGAUUUCAUAACUAUACUCUGAUUUUAGAGAGAAUUUUAUAGCUGUUAGAUAGUCACAUGAUGAUAGUGAUUGUGAUUUUGUUUAAAGUUCUUUUCAUGCACUUGCUAUUUUAUUAAUUGGCCUGAUAGGACCAAACCAGUAUCUGCGUAUUUUCAUUGGUAGAAAAAUCUAUCUAAAAAAGUCUAUGCCCUUUUUAUAGUGAUGACUUUUUAAAAUCAGCAUAAAUAUUAUCCUUCAAGAUUCAUAAAUAAUCACAAUGAAACUAUUAUAUGACUUAGAAAAAUUUUAUUGUAAAGCAAGUAUCUCUCCAAAUCACCACAUAUCCAUUUCUUGGAGACAUAAAGACAUUAAGUAAGGGUGUGAAUUUUUUUUUUUUUAAUUCUUCAGUCUAUCACUAAAGCAUUCAUGCUGAACAAGUUUUGUUGUUUUUUUGGUCUCAGAUCAUCCUAUAUAUGCUUUUUUCAUAAUAUUCUUUUAUGCAGAAAGAUUAUAUGUAAAUGUUUUUUCUGGAAAUUGACAGUUUUAAUAUUUUAAGGGGGGGUGAAAUGACAUCUUUGUUUAUAGAACAUUUGUAAAUAAAAUAAAUGUAAGUCAAGCAUUUGUUUUUGUACCUGAGAAUAUACCUGUCAGUGUUAACUGAAUUAAUCUCAUUUGUAUGUAAAUUUCUUGUGUUUUUUGUGGUUGAAUCACUGAACACAGAUUUAAUGAAAGUAAGCAUUCACUUCAUUUUUUCAAGGAAUUAACAAUUGCUGACAUAUAUCAAGAAGACUCGUGAACAACUUUUGUUCUAUGAUUUAAGUUACUCCUAAAACUUUGGAGCCUUGUCUGAAUUAGAAAUGGAUCAUUUCUGGGCCACUGGAUUGCAGCUUAACCAAAGAAAUAUACCAGGGAUUCUUCUUAGUUGAUUACUUGGCUAAUGUGAGUAACAUAUUUGGCACUUAGAGGUCAAAUAUUCUUUUUGGCCUUACAAAGAACUGGACAUGAGUCCAGGUUUAAGUUACUGAACAAAUUCAAAAGAAGCAAUUAGUUGAGGGCACUUCUCCACAAUUUGAAACAGAAAGCAAAGAAAGGCCUUAGUUAGAUGCCAUUUUCUUGUAAGAAAAUGAGAACACAUGGUAUUUAGUGUCAGCGUACCCUUCACCCACCCCUGGAAAGAAGUCAGAGCAGGGCAGGUUCAGCGUAUUCUGUAGGAAAGUGGUUUUAAGAAAAGUGAAGUAUUGGACAUCAAAAUAUUUCCUCUCUGAAGACCAUCUACAUAGUUCUAGCUUUACUGUGCCUGAAGGGAAGUAUGUAGGUUUCGCAGGUUAACCUUGUUUCCCCCAGAGCAGUUGUGAUUCAGUGACCAUAGGACGCGUUAACUUAAGUGUAUGCUUGCCUGCCCAUAUCAUCCCCCUUAGCCAUUCUCAGGAUUAAUAAUUUGUGAUCAUUUUAGACUCCAAAUAUCCAUGAUGUUUAUGGUCCUUACACAUGCUGAUGCUACUCUGUAUGCUGCUCAUCUGUUGUGUAGAUUACCCAAAUCAUACCUUAAUCUUUAAUCUAGUACAGUAGUUUUCAAACUUCAAUUGUUAAUAGCAAAAUCAGACUUUCAAAGGAAUAACCAGAACUGUAAUGCACCAAUAUCUAAAAUGGAUGGGUCGUGCCCAUUCGUUCUUUGAUUUUUACCAGAAGUAGGGCUAGGUCCCACUGUUCAGCCUUCAUCCCCCUUGUCAAAAUUUCUAAGGCACUUCCACAAUACCCUGUGUUUUAAACAUGGCUUGACUAUUGUUUGUAAAAUCCCUGCUUUAGAUAGAACAAGCAGUGUGAUAUGUGCUCUAGGCAUAUGUAAUCACGUGUAUAUAUGUACUUAUGAAAUGAUUUGAGAGAAAGCCAUUUCAGUAAAGAGGAGGCAGGCUGUUCCUGAUAUAGCAAGCAAAAUCUUUUAUCAUGUGACUUAAAUUUCCUAAGACAGUUGGUUGCCUCAUCUAGAAAACUGUUCAAUAACUUUCAGAAAACAAUCUGGGCCAAAUAGUUAUAUAUAUUUAUGUAUAUAAUCUUUUCCAGGUCAGCUUUUGAUUCUAGAUGUACCUCACUCAAAGACAUGUUCAGAAAUAAAAUGUUUUUGGUGACAAAAAAAUCACUUUCUGUUUGACUUACAGCUUCAAAGUUAUCAAUAAUAAAAUGUUGUUAUUAAGCAAAAUGAAAGCCUUUUUGCUAAAAUU